UAUUACUCAUACUAUUACACUUUCCCAGCAAGGAUUUAUUUACAUUCAGGCUCUUCCUAAUGUCAAAUGAUUGCUGCUAAAGUUCCUCCAGGAAACUUCAGCAGAGAAAAACAUCUGCUUCACAUCUCAUCAGAUCUUCCGCAUCAAGCCACAUCAUGUUAAACAACAUUCUGCUGUUCUCCCUUCAGAUAAGUCUCAUAGGAACCACUCUUGGUGGGAAUGUUUUGAUUUGGCCAAUGGAAGGUAGUCAUUGGCUAAAUGUUAAGAUAAUUAUAGAUGAGCUCAUUAGAAAAGAGCAUAAUGUGACUGUCCUAGUUGCCUCUGGUGCACUUUUCAUCACGCCAAUCUCUAACCCAUCUCUGACGUUUGAAAUAUAUGAGGUGCCCUUUGGCAAAGAAAGAAUAGAAGGAGUAAUCAAGGACUUUGUUUUGACAUGGCUGGAAAAUAGACCAUCUCCUUCAACCAUUUGGAGAUUCUAUCAGGAGAUGGCCAAAGUAAUCAAGGACUUCCACAUGGUAUCUCAGGAGAUCUGUGAUGGCGUUCUUAAAAACCAACAGCUGAUGGAAAAGCUUAAAAAAAGCAAGUUUGAAGUCUUGGUGUCAGAUCCAGUUUUUCCUUGUGGUGAUCUAGUAGCUUUAAAACUUGGAAUUCCAUUUAUGUACUCCUUGAGGUUUUCUCCAGCCUCAACAGUGGAAAAGCACUGUGGCAAGGUACCAUACCCUCCUUCCUAUGUUCCUGCGGUUUUAUCAGAGCUCACCGAUCAAAUGUCUUUCACUGACAGAAUAAGAAAUUUCAUCUCCUACCAUCUACAGGACUACAUGUUUGAAACUCUUUGGAAAUCAUGGGAUUCAUACUAUAGUAAAGCCUUAGAUGGUAGCCAUUGGUUAAAUAUUAAGAUUAUUCUAGAAGAGUUGAUUCAAAGAAAUCACACUGUGACUGCACUAGCUUCAUCAGCAACACUAUUCAUCAACUCCAAUCCUGAUUCUCCUGUGAAUUUUGAAGUGAUACCUGUUUCCUACAACAAGAGCAAUAUAGAUUCCUUAAUUGAGCAUAUGAUAAUGCUGUGGAUUGACCAUAGACCAACUCCUCUCACAAUAUGGGCUUUCUACAAAGAACUAGGAAAAUUUCUAGAUGCUUACUUUCAAAUUAAUAUACAAAUCUGUGACGGUGUACUAAACAACCCCAAGUUAAUGGCAAGACUUCAGAAAGGUGGUUUUGAUGUGUUGGUAGCAGACCCAGCAACAGUCUGUGGUGAUCUCAUUGCUCUGAAAUUAGGAAUUCCAUUUAUAUACACAUUGAGGUUCUCUCCAGCAUCAACAGUGGAGAGACACUGUGGGAAAAUCCCAGCACCAGUCUCCUAUGUACCUGCAGCCUUGUCAGAGCUCACUGACCAGAUGACCUUUGGUGAAAGGAUUAAAAAUAUCAUAUCUUAUUCUCUGCAAGACUAUAUAUUUCAGUCCUACUGGGAAGAAUGGAAUUCAUACUAUAGCAAAAUUCUAGGAAAACCCACUACAUUAUGUGAGACUAUGGGGAAAGCUGAAAUUUGGUUAAUCAGAACAUAUUGGGAUUUUGAAUUUCCUCGUCCAUACUUACCUAAUUUUGAGUUCGUUGGAGGAUUGCACUGCAAACCUGCCAAACCUUUACCUAAGGAAAUGGAAGAAUUUAUCCAGAGCUCAGGUAAAAAUGGCGUUGUGGUGUUUUCUCUGGGAUCAAUGGUCAAAAACCUUACAGAAGAAAAGGCCAAUCUUAUUGCCUCAGCCCUUGCUCAGAUUCCACAGAAGGUUUUAUGGAGAUACAAAGGACAGAAACCAGCUACAUUAGGAAACAAUACUCAACUCUAUGAUUGGAUACCCCAGAAUGAUCUUCUUGGUCAUCCCAAAACCAAAGCUUUUAUCACUCAUGGUGGAACUAAUGGGAUCUAUGAAGCUAUUUACCAUGGAGUCCCUAUGGUGGGAGUUCCCAUGUUUGCUGAUCAGCCUGAUAACAUUGCUCACAUGAAGGCCAAAGGAGCAGCUGUGGAAGUGAACCUAAACACAAUGACAAGUGUGGAUUUGCUUAUUGCUUUGAGAACAGUCAUUAAUGAACCUUCCUAUAAAGAGAAUGCUAUGAGGUUAUCAAGAAUUCACCAUGAUCAACCUGUAAAGCCCCUGGAUCGCGCAGUCUUCUGGAUCGAGUUUGUCAUGCGCCACAAAGGAGCCAAGCACCUGCGGCCAGCGGCCCACAACCUCACCUGGUUCCAGUACCACUCUUUGGAUGUUAUUGGGUUCUUGCUGGUCUGUGUGACAACAGCUAUAUUUUUGGUCAUACAGUGUUGUUUUUUUUUCUUUCAAAAAUUUGGUAAGAUAGGAAAGAAGGUAAAAAGAGAAUAGAUCAAGAAGAAAAGGAAAUAUAUGUUUUUAAGCUUGGCAAAAUCCUGAAUGGUACAAUAUUAUUAAUUCCAGCCAAAAGGAGCUUAACAAAAACACAUAUUCCAUCAUGUUUCCAAAUUUUCUAUUCCUCUACCUGCCUUAAGCCUACUGAUAUGAUAAAACCUAGAUUUCAAAGUGAUUAUUAUUAACUUGUGAGUUAUAGUCUUCUAUUUUUCCUUAGUCUUUCCCAGCUGACUGUACCCUUUUCCUUUCACUUUUCUGACCCAAGAAUACUACCUAAUUCUAAAUAUGUUAUAUUCACAGUAUCAAAUUAUUUUAUAGUUAACCUUAACUGGUGACUAACAAUAUGCUGAAUCCUGGGUAAUGCAUACAGUGUAGAUGGAAUUUGAUAGGUAUAAGAAAGAGUCAAAUUCACAAGUUUCCAUAUACCAAACAAAUCAGGGAGAAUAGGAGAAUAGUGUGUUACAAGAAAGGUAAUGAUUUCCUUUUUUUAAUAAAAAUAAACUUUUCUGUUUGCCCAAUGUUGCAGGAGUUGGAGAAUGAAUUUAACUGUGAUGUGCAUCUUAUUAAUGUCUACAUAAUUUUCAUUGAGUAUAUCUAUAUAAUCAUGGUAUAAUUUGCCUGGCUUUCUUCAGCAUAUAUUAUUAUAGAACCUGUAGUGGAAGAUUUGGCUACUGUCUUUAGUAAAUAAACCAAUCAACAUUUUUUAUUUCAAAGAGAAAGUUCUAUGAUAUAUGUUAAAGGCGAACAGAUCAUAUUUAGAGGAUACAACAAUGAGAAAUAAAGAAAAUAACCAGUAAUUUUAUAAAAUUUUUAAUUAAUGGUACAAAUGAUUACAUUAAACAUCAAUUAAUUAUGCUUUAAAAUUACUAAUGUUCAUAAUACAUAAUCACUUUUUGUAAUCAAAGUUUAAUUUUAUGCCAAAAAAUAAAAACCAUGCUUACUUGAA
This is a messenger RNA of Callithrix jacchus (white-tufted-ear marmoset), 3318 nucleotides long. It is a transcript of the gene UGT2A1, whose product is annotated as UDP glucuronosyltransferase family 2 member A1 complex locus. Gene Ontology annotation, molecular function: glucuronosyltransferase activity. NCBI's taxonomy places the organism in Eukaryota, Metazoa, Chordata, Mammalia, Primates, Cebidae. The record is from RefSeq and is a predicted model, not a curated record.